GGAGGUGACGCCCCGCCCCUCCCUCCUCGACCGAGAAGGGCCGAGGCGGUGGCGCCGCCAUUUUGCGCUGAAGCUGCCUCAGGAUGGAGUCGAGACCCGAACCGGAGCUGCCCGCCGCCCCCCGAGCCUUCAGACUCACCGCCCCGCCACGGAGCGCCGCUCCACACACCCCUCCGCACCGCUGGCAGCGCUGAACGGCCUCAUGGAGCACAGCGGACGCGAACGCGCCGGCCCCGGCUUGGGAUGGGCCCGACUGGGCCUGGCCGGGGCCUGGCCGAAGCUGGCGGGGCCCAGCGCGGCGCCCGCCGGCGGCUCGUCCCAGGCGAGCUCGCCCUUCUCAUGGCUGCGCGUGGUGUCGCAGCUGCUGUCGCCGCUUCCCGCCCUCCUGCAGCGGCUGCUGCCCGGCGCCGCGCUGAGCUCCGCGCUCUGCCCCGCCAAGGCGCCGCCACCGCUGGUGCUGCUGCCCAGGGCGGACACCUCGCUGGACUGGACCGAGGAGAAGCUCCCGGAGAAGCGGCCGGAGGGCGGCUCGGAACCCGCGGGGCUGUGGGGAGCUGGGCUGGUAAGGAACAGCCUGGGGGCCCUUCCCGUGGAUUGGUACGUGCUGGGUUUGGAGCAGGGCAAGAGCCACCUGCCGCAGCCGCUGCGAGCCGAGGGCCUGCCCGAGGUUGAAUUCCUGCGCAGCAAGCGCCUGGCGUUCCUCCAGCGCUGGCAUCUGCCCGUGCCCGACCCCGACCACGGCUACCACAGCCUGGAGGAGGAGCAGCAGCAGCAGCACAGAGGUGUCUGCAGGGAAAUUGGGGAUUUAGAGCAGCCCGAGGAUGCGGGGAGACAGCCCGGAGGUGUCCCCGAGGGGCAGGAGGGGCUCCGGGACGCGGCCGAGGUGGGAGAAGCCUUGGCUGAAGAGGAACGUGAGGACUCGGAAACAGAGCGAGACUUCCCAAUUUCCACCAGACCUGCCUGUGCGAAUAAAUUAAUCGAUUAUAUCAUCGGGGGAGUAUCCAGCGGGGAGGAGAGUGAGGGUGAGGAAGACUGGGACGAUGGUGAUGAUGAUGAUGAUGAAGAUGAUGAUGACGGGUUUGACAGCGAAGAGCUGCCCUCGGACUCAGACGGCGGCAGCCAGGACGGGGAGAGGCUUCAUCUGUGGAAUUCCUUCUACAGCUUGGAUCCCUACAACCCUCAGAACUUCACAGCCACCAUCCAGACGUCUUCCAGCGAGCCGGGAAAGGGAAUGUCGGACCUGGAGGAGGAGGAGGAGGAGGAGGAGGAAGACUCGUGGGCAGAGUCCUCCGAGGGCUCGCCGAGUUCCGAGGAGGACGAGUGGGACUGUGACAGCGUGGAUGAGGCGGAGAACUUGAAACUUUGGAACUCGUUCUGUAGCUCGGACGAUCCCUACAACCCUUUAAAUUUCACGGCGGCCUUUCAGACAGCGGAGAAAAAAGGGACGCCGGGUUUCCAGGGGACAGAGAGGGCGACUUGUGUCACCUCGGAGCGUUUCAGCCUGUGUAGGGUACAGCUGGAAAAACACAACUGCGGGAGCACUGAAUUGGGGCAGGGCAGGGAGAAAACCGCCAGUUCCAAGAGGAAAAAGGUGACAUUCCAGGAGGAGGUGACAGAGUACUACAUCAGCAGCGAGGAGGACCGCAGGGGUCCCUGGGAGGAGCUGGCUCGGGACGGCUGCCGCUUCCAGCGCCGCAUCCAGGAGACCGAGGAGGCCAUCGGCUUCUGCCUGAGCCCUGAGCACAGGCUGAGGGUAUUCCAGAGGCUCCAGCAGCCCCAUUCCCACAGGACUGACCCCUUCUAGAACCUUCCACCUCCUGCAAUUCGCCUCACCCUUCAGUUGGUGACAUCUCCAUCACAAGUGGCAGCUGCAUGUGCUGGAAUGGGGAGAAAAAUGGGAUUUUUUUUGGGGUUUGUUUUCCAUUUUUUUUUUUUUUCCUCAGUUUGAUAUUCAACAAAUUCUCAUUUUGAUAUUGAGAUAAAAACCCCCCUGGAGAUCCCCCAGAAGGGUGAGAGCUCUAAUUGCAUUCCUGUUAAUUAGCACUUGACACACACACAACCCAGACUGCUUGGGGUUCAACCCAUUCCCAAAAAAUGCCUUUUCCUGCCAUACCUUGGGAAGUGUGGCGACUCUCCCCUUGGAUUUUUGCACUUUUGGAAAAAAAAAAAAAACCACAAAAAAAAAAGAAUAUUUUGAAGGAAAUAUUUAUGGGGUUCAUUCCCUGGAAUUGCAGUUUUGAUUUAAAAUUCCCUGAGGGAUUUUUUUUUUUGGUGUGUUUCUCCAUUUUUUUUCCAGCUUUUUCAAAAACCUCAUUUUUAAAAAAUCCUUUCUUUUAAAGGAUUUUUUCCCCAUUUUUUUUUUUUGCUUGGAAUAAUCCAAUAUUUGGGUAUUUUGAGGUUUAAAUAUUCCAGCCAAGCUUUGCUCUGAUUGAUUUCAAUAAUUCCCUUUUCCAGGGCCUGCAAGGAAAUUCCUCCUCCCAAUUAAUAAUUAAAACUUAAUGAGGCUGUGGAUGAUGCUUGAAUUUAGGGAGGAAAAUUCCUGAAUUAUUUAAUUCAUCUUUGCUGUAAUUCUGCUUUGGGAGAGGGAUUGAAGUGAAUUUUUAUAUCCAAUCUCUUUUAUCCUGAUAAUUUUCUUGGAUUUAAGGAAAUUUUCUUGGAUUUAAGGAAAUUUAAAGGGCAAAAAAUUUCUUUGUUUUCUAUCCCCAAAAAAAAUCAGUAUUAACUCUUUGUGUCUGCACUGGGCUCACCAAAAAACAUUUCAGUGAGAGGACAAAACUCUUUAUUUAUCUUCUUAAUUUAAAAUAUGACAUUAUUUAAUCAAAAUCCUUGAGGGAAAAAAGAACUUUGGAGCUGGAGGUUGGUGUGGGAAUUUUCCAAGCAGGGAAAAUAAAAAUGGAAAAAAUUCCAAUGUUUGCACAAAGCUGGGUCAAUAAAUCAAUUAUUUGUUCA
Messenger RNA from Serinus canaria (Common canary), 2949 nucleotides. RefSeq names its product protein phosphatase 1 regulatory subunit 15B (gene PPP1R15B). Gene Ontology annotation, molecular function: protein phosphatase regulator activity. The transcript has 2 exons. Bases 203 to 1804 code for a protein of 533 amino acids. Gene Ontology annotation, biological process: response to endoplasmic reticulum stress. NCBI's taxonomy places the organism in Eukaryota, Metazoa, Chordata, Aves, Passeriformes, Fringillidae. The record is from RefSeq and is a predicted model, not a curated record. Gene Ontology annotation, cellular component: protein phosphatase type 1 complex; endoplasmic reticulum.